AUGGCUGCAGAGAUUUACUCCCACAGCGGAAGCGGAAGUGUGUUACAUCCAAUUUGUCGGCCGAGUUCUACGUUCACUGAACAAAAACAACACUCGUGGAGAAUGGCAGAUGUCGGUUUUGAAGAGCUGUCGCAGCUCGAGUAUUUGUCUUUGGUGUCUAAAGUCUGCACGGAACUUGACAACCAUCUUGGAAUAAAUGACAAAGAUUUAGCUGAAUUUGUCAUAAGCCUCGCUGAGAAACAACCGAGCUUCGAUGGAUUCAAAGCUCUUUUACUUGAAAAUGGAGCCGAAUUCACAGAUUCUCUUAUCAGUAACUUGCUCAGACUCAUUCAGACAAUGCGACCUCCAUCCAAUGCAUCAACGAGUAAAGUCUCUGAGGCUUCAGUUAAGCCCAAGACAGAAAAAGACAGGUUAAAGGAGAUGUUUCCUGCACUGUGUCGGCCAAAUGAUCCAGUCCCAAAGCGACUCCUGGAUGAAGAUGAUGUGAAGGUAGCAGCUGAUGCAAUGAAAGAACUGGAGAUGUUUCUCCCCAGUGUAAGUGGGACGAACUCAAAAGGGAGCAAAAGCAAAUCAGAAAAAAGUAAGCAUUACAGCCGAAGUCGCAGCAGAAGCAGAGAAAGAGACAGACACAGAGACCGAGACAGAGACAGGGAUCGGGAGAAGGACAGGAAGAGGCGGCACCGUUCUCGAUCGCGCUCCCGAUCCAGGUCUCGCUCCAGAGACCGCGAUCGGCACAGAGAGCGAGAUCGUGGCAAAAGACGAGACAAAAGUUCCCGUUGGGCUGAUCGCUCUCCAAGUCCCAGAAAAGACCAUGACAGGGACGCGGACCGCUGGAAGGACAAACAUGUGGAUCGUCCACCUCCAGAAGAACCUUCUGUUGGUGACAUCUACAACGGGAAAGUCACCAGCAUCAUGCAGUUUGGGUGCUUUGUUCAGCUGGAGGGACUGAGGAAACGAUGGGAAGGUUUGGUCCACAUUUCUGAGCUGCGCAGAGAGGGCCGUGUGGCCAACGUGGCCGAUGUUGUCAGCAAAGGCCAAAGAGUCAAAGUGAAGGUGCUCUCAUUCACCGGCUCCAAGACCAGCCUCAGUAUGAAGGAUGUGGACCAGGAGACGGGAGAAGACUUGAACCCCAACAGGAGGAGGAAUAUUGGCCCUGAUGGAGGAGAGGAGAUCUCCAUGAGGAACCCCGACAGGCCAAACAACCUGAACCUGGGCCACGCCCCUGAGUUGGAGCAGGACGACACCCUGGAGCGCAAAAGGCUCACCAAAAUCUCUGACCCGGAGAAGUGGGAGAUCAAACAGAUGAUUGCUGCUAAUGUGCUGUCCAAAGAGGAAUUCCCAGAUUUUGAUGAUGAGACAGGAAUCCUCCCUAAAGUCGAUGAUGAAGAGGAUGAAGAUUUGGAAAUUGAGCUGGUUGAAGAAGAACCUCCGUUUCUGAGAGGACACACUAAACAAAGCAUGGACAUGAGUCCUGUCAAGAUAGUCAAGAAUCCAGAUGGCUCGCUGUCCCAGGCCGCCAUGAUGCAGAGCGCUCUGGCUAAAGAGAGACGAGAGCUGAAGCAGGCGGCUCGAGAGGCAGAGAUGGACUCCAUCCCCAUGGGGCUGAACAAACACUGGGUCGACCCGCUGCCAGACGCUGACGGCAGGCAGAUUGCUGCCAACAUGAGAGGCAUUGGCAUGAUGCCCAAUGACAUCCCAGAGUGGAAGAAACAUGCUUUUGGAGGGAAUAAGGCCUCCUAUGGAAAGAAGACUCAGCUCACCAUCCUGGAGCAGAGAGAGAGCCUGCCCAUCUACAAGCUGAAGGAGCAGCUCAUUCAGGCUGUUCAUGAUAACCAGAUCCUGAUUGUUAUUGGAGAGACUGGUUCUGGGAAGACCACACAGAUCACUCAGUACCUUGCAGAGGCAGGUUACACCACCAGAGGGAAGAUUGGCUGCACACAGCCCCGUCGUGUGGCAGCCAUGUCAGUGGCCAAGAGAGUCUCUGAGGAGUACGGUUGCUGUUUGGGACAAGAGGUUGGUUACACGAUCCGUUUUGAGGACUGCACCAGUCCUGAGACGGUGAUCAAGUACAUGACGGACGGUAUGCUGCUGAGAGAGUAUCUGAUAGACUCUCAGCUGGGCCAGUACGCCAUCAUCAUGUUGGAUGAAGCCCACGAGAGGACGAUCUACACUGAUGUUCUGUUUGGUCUCCUCAAGAAGACGGUACAAAAGCGCACCGAUAUGAAGCUGAUCGUAACGUCAGCUACGCUGGACGCUGUGAAGUUCUCUCAGUAUUUCUACGAAGCCCCCAUCUUCACCAUACCAGGCAGAACAUAUCCAGUAGAGGUUCUUUACACCAAAGAGCCUGAGACCGACUAUCUGGACGCCAGCCUCAUCACGGUCAUGCAGAUUCAUCUGACUGAGCCUCCAGGCGACAUCCUGGUGUUUUUAACUGGACAGGAGGAGAUCGACACGGCCUGUGAGAUUUUGUACGAGAGAAUGAAGUCACUUGGACCAGAUGUUCCUGAACUCAUCAUCCUGCCGGUUUAUUCUGCGCUUCCCAGUGAGAUGCAGACCAGGAUUUUUGACCCCGCACCUCCAGGCAGCAGAAAGGUUGUUAUUGCCACCAACAUCGCAGAAACCUCCCUAACCAUCGAUGGAAUCUAUUACGUGGUGGACCCCGGCUUUGUCAAGCAAAAAGUCUACAACUCUAAGACGGGCAUUGAUCAGCUGGUGGUGACUCCCAUCUCACAGGCUCAGGCCAAGCAGAGGGCAGGCCGAGCCGGCAGGACGGGCCCCGGGAAGUGUUACAGGCUUUACACUGAGAGAGCCUACAGAGAUGAGAUGCUGACCACCAACGUGCCCGAGAUCCAGAGAACCAACCUGGCCAGCACUGUGCUGUCUCUGAAGGCAAUGGGCAUCAACGACCUCUUGUCUUUUGACUUUAUGGACGCCCCGCCCACUGAGACUCUGAUCACAGCCAUGGAGCAGCUUUACACUCUGGGAGCUCUGGAUGAUGAAGGCUUACUCACACGACUGGGUCGACGGAUGGCUGAGUUUCCUCUGGAGCCCAUGCUCUGCAAGAUGUUGAUCAUGUCCGUCCAUCUGGGCUGCAGUGAGGAGAUGCUCACCAUUGUGUCGAUGCUGUCUGUGCAGAACGUCUUCUACAGGCCAAAGGAUAAGCAGGCCUUGGCUGACCAGAAGAAGGCAAAGUUCCACCAACCUGAGGGAGACCACCUGACUCUGCUGGCUGUCUACAACUCCUGGAAGAACAACAAGUUCUCCAACCCCUGGUGUUACGAGAACUUCAUCCAGGCCCGCUCCCUGCGCAGAGCCCAGGAUAUCCGCAAACAGAUGCUGGGUAUCAUGGACAGACAUAAACUGGAUGUGGUGUCUUGUGGAAAAGCUACUGUGAGAGUCCAGAAAGCCAUUUGCAGUGGUUUCUUCAGGAAUGCAGCAAAGAAGGAUCCUCAGGAGGGCUACAGGACCCUCAUAGACCAGCAAGUGGUUUACAUCCAUCCCUCCAGUGCUCUGUUCAACCGGCAGCCUGAAUGGGUUGUGUACCACGAGUUGGUCCUGACUACCAAGGAGUACAUGCGGGAGGUGACCACCAUCGACCCCCGCUGGCUGGUGGAGUUCUCCCCUGCCUUCUUCAAAGUGUCUGACCCCACGCGCCUCAGCAAGCAGAAGAAGCAGCAACGCCUGGAGCCCCUGUACAACCGCUACGAGGAACCCAACGCUUGGAGAAUCUCCCGCGCCUUCAGACGUCGUUGACAUGUUCAACGUCUCAAAUCUGCAACGCAGAUGUUCAGACGGCGGUCGUGAUGAGGACAGAUGUUGUUCUGUAUCAAAGUUCAAGCUGCCAUCACUCCUUUUAAACUUGUGAACAUUGUACAUUUUCCUUUAAUAUUUCCUAAACGAGCAUCUUAGUCCAGGUGUGUGCAGCUUCGACUUCACUUCUGUCUCCUCAUACUGCAGUUUUACAGCCUUGUGACAUGGACUGUUUAUAUUUUUACUCUGUAAAAUGUGGUCACAUAAAGUUGUGCCUAAAUGAGGACCUGAGUGGAUUACAGCUGGUCUUUUAUGUUUAUUCUUACAGUGCUUUUGUGUCAGUCCAAAAGGAUGGUGCAACAUGUACGUUUGACAUAUUUUGUAAAAUUACAGGAACAACUGAAAAUAUUUCUUCAUUAAAUCCUGACUUUUACAGUC
Melanotaenia boesemani (Boeseman's rainbowfish) is the source of this 4188-nucleotide messenger RNA. RefSeq names its product DEAH (Asp-Glu-Ala-His) box polypeptide 8 (gene dhx8). Bases 1 to 3753 code for a protein of 1250 amino acids. Gene Ontology annotation, molecular function: RNA helicase activity; RNA binding; ATP binding. Gene Ontology annotation, cellular component: intracellular anatomical structure; catalytic step 2 spliceosome. The record is from RefSeq and is a predicted model, not a curated record. Lineage: Eukaryota; Metazoa; Chordata; Actinopteri; Atheriniformes; Melanotaeniidae. Gene Ontology annotation, biological process: spliceosomal complex disassembly; mRNA splicing, via spliceosome. The transcript is spliced from 24 exons.